Messenger RNA from Patiria miniata (bat star), 6476 nucleotides. Its product is annotated as death-associated protein kinase dapk-1-like. The coding region runs from base 279 to 4448 and encodes 1389 amino acids. The transcript is spliced from 24 exons. Gene Ontology annotation, molecular function: protein binding; cysteine-type endopeptidase activity. Lineage: Eukaryota; Metazoa; Echinodermata; Asteroidea; Valvatida; Asterinidae. The record is from RefSeq and is a predicted model, not a curated record. Gene Ontology annotation, biological process: signal transduction; proteolysis.
UCAACGAUGGCAAGAUUUUCAGUCACUCACCGAGGUAAACUACUACUUCCGCUGCCGGGAAUCUACAACAACAGACAUAAAGGAUGACUAAUACACACACCGAGUGACACUAUUUUUAUCAUGUAAGCGUAUGGCUGUCUCCGACUCGAACAAGUUUCUUUCUAGCACUAAUCGGGAAUGGAUUAGGGUAACACCGUCCUCAACACUUUUAGAUUCUUUGAAGCAGGACCUACUUUGCGGAUGUAUUGAGAACUUGAGGAUCAAGUGUGGCGAUCAGCAUGGGAUCCACAACUACGGAAGCGAUGUUGUCUGCUGCAAUGAGCGGUGACACACAAACAGUCACAAGAUGCAUCGACGAGGGUGUGAAUGUUAAUGCUAAGGAUAUUCCAUUACUGUUUGCUAGAACACCAUUGCACUAUGCCGCUGGUAGUGGCUAUGACGUCAUUUGUGAUCUACUUCUUCAGGCUGGUGCAGACGUCAAUGCUGUGGACAAGAAUGGAAGAAGUCCGUUACACUACGCCACCAAGAGCGGUCAUAUCUACAUCUGCAAGGCACUGAUACGGACACCGCGUACAUCACUAGAACUGAAUGAUCAGUUUGGUGACACGCCAUUGCUGACGGCUGCUUCGUGGGGCAACACGCUCAUAUGUGAAGCACUCAUAGGUGUCGGUGCAAAUGUCUCAUCAAAAAACAAGCGUGGUCGCACCGCCCUGCAUGAAGCAUCAGAAGCGGGUCACGUGGACACAUGUAAGGCUCUCAUUUCCGCCGGUGCGAGCCCCUUCGAUAUCGAUCAGGGAUGCAAUACACCGCUUCAUCUUGCGGCAGGUAGUGGUGGCAGCAGGUUAUGUACCAUGUUCAUGGAUAAAGGGGCCGAUAUGUCUGCUAGAAACAAGGAUGGAAAUACACCCCUUCACACAGCCUGUAUGAAGGGACAUGUUCAAAUCUGCCAAAUUCUGCUAGACGGCGGUGCAGAUGUCACAGCACGAAAUCAGGCUGGCGAUACAGUGCUUCACAUAACGGCUGCGUAUGGUAGACUUGAAUGCUGUCGAGUGAUUCUACGGAACACUGGAGAUAUUUGCGCAAAGAACAAGAUUGGCAACACACCGUUACAUGUAGCAGCAAGCACUGCAAAUGCAGACAUCUGUAAUUUGUUCAUCGCAGAAAAUGCAGAUGCUCUGCUCAGGAACAAUGAUGGAAAAACACCCAAAGGACUCCUGCCUCGCACAUCUGGUAAUGCUGGUAAGAUCAUCACACAGACAGAAAAGAAGCAAAGGUUUGACAAGUUGGUUCAGAUGGGUACUGAGCCGGUGAAUAUUGUUAAGCUGUUCCUUGUCGGAGAUCCCAAAGCAGGCAAGACAACAUUACAAAAAGCUCUUAUCAAGAGGCGGCAAUGGUGGCUACCAGGCGAUUGGCAAACUUUGGCUACUGACUAUUGUGACUAUCAUGCCACACCAGGCAUUGAGCUGUGCAAGCAGUAUGUACCAGGGGCUGGAAACUUUGCAUUCUGGGAUUGUGCAGGACAACUCGAGUAUCACGUGACACAUGCCAUGUUUCUUGGAGCCCAAAACUGUAUUUAUCUGCUUGUGUAUGACGUCACCAAAUCAAAUCAUCUCGAAGGAUUGCGCAGAUGGUUGGCAUUUGUGAAAGCAGGACAUGACUAUGCCUACCAGACGAAGCCUGACGUAGUUAUUGUGGCUACACACCUCGACCAAAUGACCAGCAAAACGGAUGGUAAGACACUGGCCGCUUCCAUUUUGCAACAUGUCAGGGCUGACUUCAACAACCACCUGGAUAUUUUGAAUGACGUCAUUGCCAUAAAUAGCAUCAAGUUCGCUUCCAAAGCUAUGGCCCGAUUACGACACACCCUGGAAUGUCUUGCAUCAAGGAUAAAGGGUAGCAGGAUGAUGCCGCGUCUGUGUGAAGAAAUUAGGAGAUUGAAGCAUACCUGGUAUCAAGCCAAGUAUCCAGUCAUCUCCUGGAAUGAAUUCUGCUCCAAGGUCAAAGCUAUCAACAGACUUGCCGAUGAUAGUUUGAUUAGGACGGCUGCUGUCUUCCUGGCUGAUAUGAGCGAGAUAUACUUCAAGAAGCAAUGUGGUGAUAUGGACUGGGUUGUAUUGGAGCCAAGAUGGCUGAGUCGUGUCAUCAUUGGCAGGGUGUUCGCAGGAGAGGAUUUCCCAAGUCCCACCAAUCGUCUUGAAAACAAGCAGAUAUACUCCGUUUCAGACAUCAGACAGUUACUGAGGAAUGUAGCUGAUGUAUACAAUGUCUUGGACCUACUUCAGCAUUUAGAGCUAGUUUAUCAAUAUGACGACACCCAUUAUAUCAUACCAGCCAGGCUGCCUACCAAUUUGAACCCAGUGGUUUGGAGUAAAGACACUCGCUUCACUGAGUACUAUGGGCGCAGAGUACAGUGUAAAGACAUUACUGAUAUCUUCUCUCCGGAUGUUUUUCCAUGUCUACAAGUGCGCAUUAUGCGGUGGUUUUGUGAUGGACAUGGAAGGGUAGCUAUCUCCAGGCAAUCACUCAAGUUUUCAGGAAAGAUUGAAGGCAUGGUUCAACUUACAAGUGACCAGAAGGCUAUUCACAUAUGUGUACGGGGACGAUCAAGUAGGGAAGAUAGGGGUGCAUGCUACUCUCAACUGGAACACGUCUUGGGGAUGGUUCUGAGUGAGUUAGUACAAAGGUCACCAGGUACGGCCACAGACAUCUGCUAUCUGAGUCCCAGAUCAUUGAUGCAACAUGAAGACGUGGGAGACAUAUCAUACUACACAGAGACGGACAUAGAACUUAGUGCCAAGGAAGGAGUAGUGGUGCACCCUCAGACUAGCAACACAGAGCUGACAACUGAUAUACUCUGCGCUGGGUAUGAUAGCAGGUUCCUGCAACGCAAUGGAUUAGAAUGCAAAUGCACUUGGCUAUUAGAAGAAGAUGUGCGAGCAUUAUGCAGAUGCCUGGAUGUUAUCCACCCACUGGGGCAAGACUACAGGUCACUGGCCGAGGCACUGGGUGUGUCGGAGGAUGAGCUGGAUUACAUCUAUCAGAUCUGUCUACAUAGAGAUUCUUCACCAACCAGGGCACUACUUGACCGUAGUCAGCCUACUGUGGGGCGGCUGAGGGCCAUUUGUAAGCAUCCUGGUCUGGUCGGUAACAUCGACGCAGUACACGUCAUCGACGCACUGCUUGACAGAUUUGGACACCGGGUUAAUGAUGAAGAGUCCAAGAUUAAGGCUGAGGAGAGUUUUAAACCUGACAACAUCAGUGUUGAAGUGUUAGUAUGGAGGGAAGACUUAAGACAACAAGCCAGCAAUCUGCGCCUGGUGUUAGACCCAGUGUCUUUGUUAGCAAGAUUCACUCAUCUCUUUGGUGUCAGUGACCAAGAGGAGAUAGAAGCGACACAACGGACACUGGGAAGGACCAAAGCAGUAGACAACAUGCUGUAUAAAGUCAUCAAGUCACAGCGUGUGGAGCUAUAUCAUGAAUUCUAUGGAGCACUGGAGAUGCAUCACAACACGGGCAAGGUUGUUGAUGCUUCCACAGAGGUCAUCCCUGAUUCUGAGGGGUCUUACAAAGACUACAUCAUUGCCCCAGCAAAACCAUCUCAGGUACAGCUAGAUCCACACAAUAAUUACUGUAUGUGGAAGGGCAGUAAGGGAUUGGCCUAUGUAUUGAAUAACAACGACUUCCAUGGUAAAGGCAGACAAGGUUCUGGAGUGGACCUGGGUAAUAUGUGUCAUGUCCUUCAAGAACUGGGAUAUGUACUGCAGGUACACACCAACCUGACAGCAAAGGAUACAUCAGAGAGCCUAGCCAAGUUUGUCCGUCGGUUUGAUGACGCUGAGUAUUGCUCAGCUGUAGUGGUUCUCAUGAGUCACGGUAACACUGGAGUCAUUACAGGAGUAGAUGAGAAAUGCAUUCAACUCAGAGAUAUUUAUUCCAUGUUUGAGGGUCAUCGAUGCCCCGCUCUGCUUGGCAAACCGAAGCUCUUUUUCAUCCAAGCCUGCAGAGGAGUUACCAGGACACAGCUUGUUGAAGCUGACAGUGAUGUCACUCAGUUAGAACCUGAAGACCAUUCCGAUGAAGAAGAUCCUAGCAUAGAGAUGCAAGCUGAUUAUUCCUUUGCUCGAGAUCUACCAGCCAAUGCCGACAUGUUCUUCGCUUAUGCAACUACCGAAGGUAACCUCUCACUGCGAAGUCAAGUUGCUGGUUCUUGGUUUAUACAAGCACUAUGUGAGGUAUUCAUCAAGUGGGCAUCACAUGAUAGUCUGGAUGUACUCAUGAAUAAGGUGACAAACAGAGUGACAGGUCAACGUGGUGAGAUACGCGACCCUUUGACACGGACACUAAAAAGUGCCUCACAAACACCAGAAUGCAUCAAAUGCAUGCGGAAAAAUAUGUACUUCCUGCCCAAGUAUCCCAGCAGUGCCCUAGCAGGUGCUACCUGGAUGUAGUGAUGAUAGAUGAAUACGGUCUUCAGAUGAGGAGCAAGUGUGGUCACGAACAUCUGCAUGCCUUUUAAGAGUUUGACUUUAGAAGAUGCAUGCUCAAAUAUUUUGGACAUACAUGUAGUCACUUGUACAAAUUUACCUAGCAUCAUUUUUGCGUUACCCAUCAGAGGUGUCAUUGUUAUGUGAUGAGAUAAAGUUGCAGGUUAUGCAAAGCAAAUUACCCAUUGUACAAUUUAACAAGUGCAAUGGGGUGCAUUGCUUAUGAGCAGGCUAAUUUCUCAGUCUCUCAGUAGGCCAAAAGAAUAUGUAGAGUGGAAGUUGCACGAUGCUGAGUCCUUUCCAAAGAAGUUGAUCAAUUUAUACUGCUGCCUUUUCUAUACACUCUGCAUAACUUCAAUGGUCAAAAUAGAUGGGAAAAUAAUCAAUCCAUUUUUUUUUUCAAUGUUGAAUGUUCAACGUAGUAGUUACUUUUUAAAAUGCACUUGACUGAAUAAAUUGGAGCAAUGAAUCUUUUUAUUUGUUCUACUGUUACAAUGAAUAAGUUGCCAUAUUUACACAACGAUACGAUGGGGAAGAGCCUUAUCCCUCCUGGAUCCUUCAAACCCCACUCAGACAUUUGAGAUUUUGCAGGAUUGAGGAUAACAGUAUUAAUCGACAUGUAUGACUGGAGGCUUUGCAUUGUAGAAUACAAGAUGAGGCCAUCAAAUCUGAGUUGUGAGAAUGUUAUUCAACAUUUUGGUCAGAAUUCUCUCUCCGUCUUCAUGAGUUAAUCUUUGCAUGCAAAUAAUGCAUCACUUACAUUUACACUUAGUUUGAUGGGCAAUUAUCAGGCUGAAGCCUUCACGACCCCAUAUCCUUUUUCCUUCCAAAACUUAUCCAGCUGUGUCUUGAACUGGUUUAUGGUCUUAGCUUCUAUGACGCUUGCUGGGAGACUAUUCCACUCUGUGAUCACUCUGACUGAGAAGAAAUAUAUUCUACAGUUCAGACCCGUUUUCAGAGCUGGCUUAUACAGCUUGUAACUGUGUCAUCAUGGGCUUGUCAUUCCGGUCAUUCAUGUGUAUGCAUAGUAUCUGGAGGGCUUGGGCAUUUCCUUACAAGACUGCCCAGCCACAGCGAGUUCAAUUUCAUCUGCACAAUUCAUAGGAAAAGAUUAAUGUCCACAAUUUUCCCAAACUGGCUUUUACCUAAUUUCCACAAUUCCGCUAUAAACAUGAAACACAAUCCAGCUGACCAUAUUUCAAUCACAUGUACAUAGUAUGCUUUAUUUCUUACAAGUUACAUUUUAAAAAUUGUUUACAAAACAUUCUUUUUACAAAGCUUAUACAUGAAGUAAUUGUGGCCAGCAUUUUCUGCAACUGAGUCUGCUAUUGUACAUUAUUAAGCCUAUCAGUAAAAUACAGCAGUAUAUAUCAUGAAAAAAUAAAAAUACAUUUUCAAACCAAUAUAACAGAUACAUGAUUUUCAAAUAAUCAUUACAAGAACAAAACAGUUAUGUGUUCAAAGUGCACAUGAAACUUGGCUGAUGAAAGGAUGCCUAAGAUUAGUCACAAUGGAACUUGUUAUAGCAACUGCGUGGCAGUUUAUGACUGCUGGUAUGUCUGGGUUUAUUCUCCUAAACAUUGGAUUUUGUAAUUGAUUAAUGUACAGCACUAUGCCACUAUACAUUGACAUCGCACUACAACAGGCUGAUAAUUCAACCAUUCCAAAACACAGUGGUCAAGGUUUACAUUUAAUGCAUGUGUACUUCUAUUUCCUCCUAACAUUUGUAGAUUGUUGUUUUAGGUUUUUUAAACUAAAUUGUAUUAAGUUUUACGAUGCUUAACUAGCUAUCAAAAUGAGCAUUUAAACUAACCAAUGUCAGAAUAUUGUCAUCCCUUCAACAUCAUCUGUUUUGGGAGCUUGUAAGUUCGUAUCUUAGUCCAAACACGCUUGAUUCCACCUUUUCUUGUUUUAUUACAGAAUGAGAUUUACAACUUCUAAAAAAGCCAGGUAUUUUGGUCCAAAUAAAUUAGGCAUAAUUUUGUUAUGAAG